Molecule: messenger RNA, 308 nt
Organism: Linum tenue
Lineage: Eukaryota; Viridiplantae; Streptophyta; Magnoliopsida; Malpighiales; Linaceae
Source: the annotation of a GenBank genome assembly
CCUGCCCCUGCCCCCAACGACCUAUGUACAUCCAAGCUUUAAGAUGCUACUGCCAUGGUUUCUACAAAAUGAAAGAAUCAAAGGUGCUGAUAGGCACAUCACGGUACGAUAUUUACUCUCUGAUUCUCCAGCUUCACGUCACCCAACAAGGUUAGGGUUCUCCUUCAAACAUAAACGGAAAGGAAAAAGCUUGUAGAGUAAAUGUCAACUCAAGUACAAUGCUGGCACUUACCAUUGGCACUACUAUUCGGUCAUGACCCAUCUGCAUCAAAAAAGAAUAAGACAGGAGACCAAUGCUCUGAGUCGCG